Molecule: messenger RNA, 1572 nt
Organism: Sturnus vulgaris (Common starling)
Lineage: Eukaryota; Metazoa; Chordata; Aves; Passeriformes; Sturnidae
Gene: TENT5B
Product: terminal nucleotidyltransferase 5B
Biological process (GO): mRNA stabilization
Molecular function (GO): RNA binding; poly(A) RNA polymerase activity
Source: RefSeq, a predicted model, not a curated record
GAGGCCGCGGCGGGCGGCGCGGAGCAGAGCGGGAGCCGCUUCAGCGUCCUGACCUGGGAGCAGGUGCAGCGGCUGGACCAGAUCCUGGGCGAGGCCGUGCCCAUCCACGGCCGCGGCAACUUCCCCACGCUGUCGGUGCGGCCGCGCACCAUCGUGCAGGUUGUCCGCAGCCGCCUGCAGAAGAAAGGAAUCACAGUGCACAACGUGAGGCUGAACGGCUCAGCAGCCAGCCACGUCCUGCACCAGGACAGUGGCCUGGGCUACAAGGACCUGGACCUCAUUUUCGGGGUGGAUCUGAAGAGCGAGGACGUUUUCCAGCUGGUUAAAGACGUGGUCAUGGAUUGCCUGCUGGACUUCCUCCCCGAGGGUGUCAACAAGGACAAGAUCACGCCCAUGACCCUGAAGGAGGCCUAUGUGCAGAAGCUGGUGAAGGUGUGCAACGAGACCGACCGCUGGAGCCUCAUCUCGCUGUCCAACAACAGCGGCAAGAACGUGGAGCUCAAGUUCGUGGAUUCUCUGCGGCGCCAGUUCGAGUUCAGCGUGGACUCCUUCCAGAUCAUCCUGGACUCGCUGCUGCUCUUCGGGGAGUGCUCGGAGAACCCCAUGGCCGAGAGCUUCCACCCCACGGUGACGGGCGAGAGCAUGUACGGGGACUUCCAGGAGGCCAUGGAGCACCUGCGGCACCGCGUCAUCGCCACCCGCAACCCCGAGGAGAUCCGCGGCGGGGGCCUCCUCAAGUACUGCAACCUCCUGGUCAGGGGCUUCAAGCCCAAGUCGGAGGUGGACAUGAAGGCCCUGCAGAGGUACAUGUGCUCCAGGUUCUUCAUCGACUUCUCGGACAUCGGCGAGCAGCUGCGGAAGCUGGAGGGUUACCUGCAGAGCCACUUCGUGGGCAUGGAGAGCAACAGGUAUGACUAUCUGAUGACCCUGCACAGGGUGGUCAACGAGAGCACGGUCUGCCUCAUGGGACACGAGAGGAGGCAGACCCUGAACCUCAUUGCCAUGCUGGCUGUGAGGGUCCUGGCUGAGCAGAACAUCAUCCCCACCGUCACAAACGUUACCUGCUACUACCAGCCAGCCCCUUACGUCAGCGAAAUAAACUUCAACUACUACGUGACCCACGUGCAGCCCUUCCUGCCUUGCAACCAGCCCUACCCCACGUGGCUCCCCUGUAACUGAGCCAGGACAGGCUCCAGGGUCUGCCCUCCAAGGUAUUUCCUUGCCUUGGUGAGGGGGGGGUUGGCAGGGUGGGCAGGGGGAUCUAAAUAAAACCUCCCGACCUUCCUAGAACUGCAACAAAAGGAAACUUCCUGGACUCUUGCUUGAGUGUCUCGUUCCUGGGAUUGUUGGAGCGAGGCUUGUCUGCUGUACACUGUGAUGGGAAGUGCAGUGUUAUGGAAAUGACUCCUUCUGGAAUUGUGGAGGCAGUGGGGUGGGUGGGGUGUGUGAGGGGAGACUGUAGAAUUACGCUAAGGUAGAGCUGCACUGCCCUGAAAUGGAUCUGAAUUGUGGUUUGUUUUUUUUUUUUUAAGUGCAGGAGGUGUUAUGGGUGUGCAAACUUGUGGUUUCUGC